This is a messenger RNA of Orbicella faveolata, 665 nucleotides long. RefSeq names its product tuftelin-interacting protein 11-like. Gene Ontology annotation, molecular function: nucleic acid binding. Gene Ontology annotation, cellular component: U2-type post-mRNA release spliceosomal complex. The record is from RefSeq and is a predicted model, not a curated record. NCBI's taxonomy places the organism in Eukaryota, Metazoa, Cnidaria, Anthozoa, Scleractinia, Merulinidae. Gene Ontology annotation, biological process: spliceosomal complex disassembly.
UGCGCAAAAGAUGGCGGACGAGGUCUUCGUUGACAACGCUUAUUUUCCUGCAGUUUUCAUGUUCUUCUUGAACCAUUUAUGGCUUUGAUCCGGCACUGUUACACUUCCUGAAUCAUAUUAUACAGUCUUAUUAGUCUUAUUAUACAGCACUAUUUAAUUUAACCCUUGGAGAGUUUUGAAUCUUUAAAAAUGGACGACGACGUGGAAGUCGAAGAUUUUGAGAUCACAGACUAUGACCUUAUGCAAGGCUUCGGCUUGGGGUUCAGAAAAAAAAGAAUGACCAAGGAAGAAGCAAUUUAUGGCAUGUGGGCAGAGAAAGACUCGGAUGAUGAUGAAAGAUCGAGUGGGUUUUCGGGGAAAAGAAAGAAAGACUAUUCCAAACCGCUGAAUUUCGUCAGUGGAGGCAUUGUUCAGAAGGGAAAGGAUAAAAACGCUGAAGAUGAUGAUGUUGCUAGUGUUGGAAGCAGUGCCAGUGAGAAGGGACCUGGAUCAGGCAGAAACUCUCCCUUGGUCAAAGAUAAAAAGUUGUUCAAGAGCACUGGAGUAAAAAAAGAGGUUGGCUCACUUGGUAAGUCUAGUAACAUCAUUUCUCAGGUCAGGAAUGUUUAUAAAGAAUGAGAUUUUAUAUUCAUAAAAAAUUACAAUGUGCAGUUUCAGAGAAUAUC